Chenopodium quinoa (quinoa) is the source of this 1071-nucleotide messenger RNA. RefSeq names its product receptor-like protein 12. The transcript has 2 exons. Gene Ontology annotation, molecular function: protein binding. Lineage: Eukaryota; Viridiplantae; Streptophyta; Magnoliopsida; Caryophyllales; Amaranthaceae. Bases 1 to 1071 code for a protein of 356 amino acids. The record is from RefSeq and is a predicted model, not a curated record.
AUGAGUGGUCAAAUGCCCAAUUGCUUAGGAAACUUCAAUGAAGUUGAGAUUCUUCAUUUAAAUAACAAUAACUUUAGUGGUCAAAUUUCCCAAUUCUUGGGAAACAUGAGUACUGAUCUUAAAUCGUUGAGUAUCAGUUCAAAUAAUUUUCAAGGAAAAAUUCCUGCAAUAACCUGUGAUAAAUUGAUUGCUUUGGAUCUAGGUUCAAAUCUGUUGGAAGGUUUUGAGCCAAGAUUUUUAUCGAACUGUGUAUCAUUGGAGAUUUUAAAUCUUGAAAAUAAUUUGCUGAAUGAAGCAUUCCCUCACUGGUUGGAUACACUUCCAAACUUAAAAGUCCUUGCCCUACGCUCCAAUAACUUAUAUGGUUCAGUUAGAAGUAUGAAAAAUGUAGAGAAAGAAGAUAAGACAAGACCAGAGUACAUAGAAACUCUUGGAGGUUAUUUCGUUUCAAUUGAGGUCAAGGGUAUUGCUAUACAAAUUACUAGAAUCCCAGUAAGCUUGGUAAGCAUUGACUUUUCAAGCAACAAAUUUGAAGGUGAUAUUCCAAAAUCAUUAGGAGAAUUGGGUAUGGUGUGUUGGCUAAACUUUUCACAAAAUAGCUUAACAAAUCAUAUUCCAUCAUCUCUUGGGAGUCUAAAACUCUUAGAGUCCCUUGAUCUUUCGAACAACAAGCUUACUAGAAAUAUUCCGCAAGAGCUAGCAAGCUUGACAUUUUUAGAAGUCUUCUGUGUCUCACUUAAUCAGCUUGAAGGGCCAAUACCACAAAGCACUCAAUUGACUUCAAUGGGUGAAAACUCGUACGUUGGAAGUCGUGGAUUAUGUGGACUUCCAUUACGUGUAAAGUGUGGAGCCCCACCAAUGCCGAUGAUUGAUUCCAAGGGUAAAGCUGAUAGUCCAUCAUCUUGGUACGACAAUCUUCAUCCAUGGGAAUUCGCUCUUGUGGGAUGCAAAUACGGCUUGGGUUUGGGUUUCCUUGCCACUUACAUCAUGUGGAUGAUUGAAAAACCUUUCUGUUUUACGAGAGUAACAUACCAACUGGAAGUUCAAAUGAUACAUGCUAUUCUCACUUAA